Fonsecaea erecta is the source of this 2793-nucleotide messenger RNA. RefSeq lists its product as hypothetical. Gene Ontology annotation, biological process: DNA-templated transcription; regulation of transcription by RNA polymerase II. Gene Ontology annotation, cellular component: chromatin. The transcript has 8 exons. Gene Ontology annotation, molecular function: RNA polymerase II cis-regulatory region sequence-specific DNA binding; DNA-binding transcription factor activity, RNA polymerase II-specific; zinc ion binding. Bases 1 to 2793 code for a protein of 930 amino acids. Lineage: Eukaryota; Fungi; Ascomycota; Eurotiomycetes; Chaetothyriales; Herpotrichiellaceae. The record is from RefSeq and is a predicted model, not a curated record.
AUGCCCGCGGGUUCAGGCAGUACCAAGAGCAAGUCUCAUACCUGUGAAGACUGCGGCCAGGUUCUAUCCCGGCAGGAUCACCUGGAGCGGCAUCGUCUCACAGCACAUUCAGAGCGUGGUGCCUUCGACUCGGCAUGCACGGCUUGUGGCAGGAGGUUUUCUAGGAGGGAUGUGCUUGUCCGGCAUUACCGGGUCUUGCAUGGGAUUCAUUGCGAGCCACGACCGAAAGGGCGACCAAGGAAGACCUCAAAACAAGUUCCGAGCAAAACCUCUGCUGGUUCUGCUGGUUCUGCUGAUUCUGGGGCUCAGGCUAGCGCCGACUCCAGCGACAACUUCCCGCAAGAGAGAGCUCCAUCCGAGCGCAGCGAAAUCAUUUCAGAACCGGCUUCUGAGCUACCUCCCCAACUUGCCAGCGACACUCUCGAUACACAAUGGGAAAUGCUUUUGAAUGCAACAACGUCCGAACUACAAAAUGCUGUCGGCAUAGCUCCAGUCUCUGACCGCAACAAUAGUCGGUUGACCUUCUCCAACACGUUCCAUCAGGAUUCAGACCUCAAUUCGUAUCCAGGAGUGCAGCCUUUGUUUGAUAAUGGUUUCUACCCUUUUACUGAUUUCGACAGUAACUUUUCUCUCCUCAGUUGGAUGAAUUCCGAGACGCUGGCGAGUACUUACAGCAUGCCGCCAGACCUAAACAUCGCCGAUGUCCCCAUGCAAGGCUUGGAGGAUCCGAGCAGGGCUACGAGGAUUCAGCAAGCAUCAGCAGACAAUUCUAAAGCCCUGAAUAACGGUGUCACGGGGCCUACCACCGAAGCUGACCUGUCGAUCGACAAAGGCGACUCAAUGGCAUCAUUUCCCAAUAUAGACACAUCGGCAUUACCGACUCCAUCUGCAUCCCACGACCCAAGUGCAAGCUCCCCUCUUGAAGAGGCUCCAGAGACUGUCUCGGUGGAGAGAGAUACCAACACUUGGCCGUACGAAUAUCAAGCGGAAGGAGAAGAAGGGAGGAUCACUUUUCCGGUUCUGAAUCCAGAGGACCUCAGAAGAGCACAAAGAUACCACAGUGCGAGCGGAACCAGCUCUCCCCGGAAGAACUUCCAGCUCCUCGGUACGUUUGGGAAAUUGGACGAUAAAAAGCUUUCAAGCAUCAUCCAGCUGCUUAGUCUGCCACUGGUACGAGUACCGUGGCAGGAGGAUGUCGACUUGUUACGGUCGCUCCCCGGGCCAGACAUUCUUCACCACUUCACAGAUUUGUACUUUCUCCAUUUCCAUGAUCUCUGGCCUAUCAUUCAUAGGCCAACAUUCAAGAUAUCGGAUGCACCCACAAUUCUGGUGCUGACGAUAGCCUGCAUUGGAGCGUGUUACUCUGGCCUCGAUCGGUCAAUCGAGUUUGCUGACACGCUUGCCGAGCUUUGCAGGCGGACGUCUUCUUGGAUGGGCGAGCACGAUCCCCGAUUCUUGCGGUCUCCGUCGUAUGGGGUAUCACUGUUAUUGCAACACCUCCAUGCCAUGGGAUCGGGCUCGCGACGCCUUUUCGAGAUGACCGACGCAUCCCGUUCGCGCCUCAUCAGCAUAUCGCGGCAAAUGAACUGCCCCGGACUACAUGCUUCGCGGAGCGACACGGAUUCGUCUGACAAAGAUACAUUUCAAACCUGGCUCGAGUGGGUGAGCAAAGAGCAAAUCAAGAGGCUGGGCUGGUUUCUAUUUGAGUUCGAUUGUCUUUACUCGGCCUUCUCGAAGCAGAGCCCGUGCACCAAAAUUGAAGAGUUACCACCCGACUUCCCCUGUGAGCAGCUACACUGGGAUGCUCCGACGGCAUUUUCAUGGGCGGCAUGUCCAUUUCAGACUGCUCCCCGUGGCCCUCCCACCAUGAAGACUAUCAGUGAUUUCCUGGACAAACCCAGUCCAUCGAUCAUCAGCCCACUUGACAACAUUGGAAAGCGGCUGUUGAUCCGAUGCCUCGGCCAGCAGCUGCAUGCAUGCCAGGAGCAGAUGGACUCGAAACUGUACCAUGUCCUAUGGCGGGACAACAACGGGCUGGACGUCAAUCGUGCUGUUCGGUCUCAGCUCUCUCGGGCCAUCAUGUCCGUGUAUGAAUUCAGCUGGGCUGACCAUCCGCGCCGCUACACGCUCCGCCACGCUCUUCGCAUCGGUAUCGCCGGACACUACAGCCACAUCUUUGGUGCCGGAAAGAUUGUUGACCUGGUAACUCGCGUCGCGCGCAAACGGGCGUCAGGAUUCGACAUGUCGAGACUCCCCAACAACACGGCGUUUGCGUCAAGCACCACCAACAAAGCUUCAGGCGUGGACGAGACGGCCGCAAUCGCCGCAUUUGGCGAAGAUCCCGAAAUCAUCCGGGAGAUGAUGUGGCAUGCUUCACAGGUAUGCUACCUGCAACGCCGCCACCCGUUCAAUUCGCCUCUCGAGCCACUCUCGGUUUUCCUGGCCGGCAUCACCCUCUGGGCUUGCUGCAAGUACUUUUGCCCUCAUCAGGCAUCAAUGCGCGUGGGUCCGUCGAUCCAGCUGGACGAGCCGUCCUUUUGCAGUUCACCACGGUCCAGCCAGGCGGUCAAGGACUGGGUCAAAAACGGGGGCAAGACGUUCCUGGAAGGCGUGGGCGACGUCCAGGACCCGGAAGCCCCGAGUCGCGUACUCCAGUUGAGCGUGGACAUGACACGACGCCUCAAAGUCUGGCAGAUGGCGUCCAACGUGUCGGAAAUUUUUGUCCGCCUCUUGCAAAGCGAGGAGCAGGAGACUGCCCAGCGCCACGAAACCAACUCAUAUCAGCCACAAUAG